This is a messenger RNA of Ctenopharyngodon idella (grass carp), 6142 nucleotides long. RefSeq names its product glycogen synthase kinase 3 beta, genome duplicate b (gene gsk3bb). The record is from RefSeq and is a predicted model, not a curated record. The coding region runs from base 1694 to 2944 and encodes 416 amino acids. The transcript has 11 exons. Gene Ontology annotation, cellular component: axon; beta-catenin destruction complex; cytoplasm. Gene Ontology annotation, molecular function: tau-protein kinase activity; beta-catenin binding; ATP binding. NCBI's taxonomy places the organism in Eukaryota, Metazoa, Chordata, Actinopteri, Cypriniformes, Xenocyprididae. Gene Ontology annotation, biological process: insulin receptor signaling pathway; negative regulation of canonical Wnt signaling pathway; extrinsic apoptotic signaling pathway in absence of ligand.
UUUGACCGCCCGAACUGUCUGUUUGAGGUAUUUUUACUUUGUACGUCAAAUACUUUUGACAAUUCUUGCUGGAAUGAAAUACAAAAGUAGUUGUAAACAAUGCACAAGUAUCAUAACAAAACAAAUUUGGUUUUAAAAAUGGGUGGUACCUCAUGAAAUACGCGUUUAAGUAAGAAUUUUUCAGUUUAAUACCAACUGUAUUCAGUGUAUAGUAAAUGAUGAAUACACAAAAUUUUUGAAAUGAUUUUUUUUUUGUCCUGAAUUAUCUUUUUCUUUUUCUUUUUUUGCGGAUUCUCCACCCAUUUUCUAAUGUCAUUUCAAUUCUUGGCGCGCCGCUCGAAGCUGGCGUAUAGUUACGUCGUUCAGCCGAGAGCUUUAUGUUUGAAAUAGAGUAUUUACGUAAAACACGUACUAUUUUCCAGAGCGACGAUAGGGGCAGUAAUGUAGCAGCAGAUGAGGAGUACUGCGCUAUCCUUUACUUUCCACUAGGAGGUAGUGAUGGGAAGUUAAGCCUCAUUUCCUCAUUUCCGCGAAUCGGUUCUUUUGAACAGUUCAUGUCCAAGAACGAAUUCAGGGAUUCUUUUACAUCAUGACGAAAUCACGUCACCACGUGGUCCCUGACAUUCCGGCGUGGCAUAUUACGUUUUAUAACAUUACAAUAAAGCCACAUGUAAAUACACAGCUGUUUAUUAGACUAUUUUUUAGAUAUUUGUCGCAGUUCAGUCAGUUUGCAACAGUGAAUAGAAUAGACAUAAUUUGCUUUUACAUUAAUAUUCCUGAACAUUUAUUUACAUUUUACCUGAAACAACCACCAUAAACGCAUUUCCAGUACGUUUUAUUUGUCGACAUUUCUGCUAUUCGGUAACUUUUAAGUAACUUACAAUGACUUAAGUGUUUAGUCAAAUCUUCGUCUACUAUCAGUUGACUCGAAAACGACUCCGAUUCGUGGACGAGUCGUUCAAAAGAUCCGACUCACAGGAAUGAUUUUGUUCACGAACCUCACAUCGCUAGCAGGACAGGAGGCAUCCAGAGGGAUUGUGUUAGUCGAAAGGAAACAUCUUCAUCAGGGAUUCUGUGUUUAUGUAUUUUUUUUUCCUAGGGCUUAAGAAAAAGCUAGUAACAACCGUCCGAUCAUUUGGAAGAAAGAUGCCUGAAUUAUUUGUGUUUUAACGGAUCUAGAUCGUUAUUCAAGGACUGAUGCGGUCAUGGCAAGUCUCGGUGUCAGCUUUAUCGAUACACGCCAGCAACAUCUGAAGGAUAUAAAGUGAAAGAUAAAUUAUAAUUGAGUAAGUUUAUCUGACCCCGGUAGAUUUCAUCUAUGCGCAUGCGAGAUAACAGUUCUGCGCUCUGGAUAUGCUGAUAUGAACUGAGACAGGCUGAAUGUGUCUUCAAGAUUAUGUGAUUUCGGCUCUUCAUAGACAUUUUCCUGUGACUUUAUCAUCGGUAACGCUAAGACGGGGACUAAUUUGUAACAUUUGUUUUGUACAGUGCUUUAAGCGACAUAUUUAAUGGUUGAAGAACGGAUAUCUUCAUCUCCAAUCAGCUGACCACCUCUGAAUUCAUUGCAUUAGAAGAGCUACACUGGAGUUUUCCUUCAUUUUCGUGAACAGAAGCUUAUUUGGGACCCAGAUAUUUACUGUUGUGUUAAAGGAGCCUGUAAGGAUCGUGGUUAAAGAGCAGCGGGAUCUUGGAGAUGUCCGGCCGGCCUAGGACCACCUCAUUUGCGGAGAGCUGCAAGCCAGUGCCGCAGCCUUCAGCCUUUGGCAACAUGAAAGUCAGCAGAGAUAAAGAUGGCAGUAAAGUUACAACGGUGGCCGCGACCCCCGGUCAGGGUCCCGACCGACCUCAGGAGGUCAGCUACACGGACACAAAAGUCAUCGGGAACGGCUCGUUUGGGGUCGUAUAUCAAGCGAAGCUUUGCGACACCGGUGAGCUGGUGGCCAUAAAGAAGGUGCUGCAGGAUAAAAGGUUUAAGAAUCGUGAGUUACAGAUCAUGAGGAAGUUGGAUCACUGUAACAUUGUACGUCUGCGGUACUUCUUCUAUUCCAGCGGAGACAAAAAGGAUGAGGUGUAUCUGAAUUUGGUGAUGGACUACGUGCCUGAAAAUGUGUACCGAGUGGCCAGACAGUACAGCAGAGCCAAGCAGAAUCUGCCCAUGGUCUAUGUGAAGCUAUAUAUGUACCAGCUGUUCCGCAGCUUGGCGUACAUCCACUCGUAUGGGAUCUGCCAUCGAGACAUCAAGCCGCAGAACCUCCUGCUUGACCCAGAGACAGCUGUACUCAAACUCUGUGACUUUGGAAGUGCAAAGCAGCUGGUGCGUGGUGAGCCUAAUGUUUCCUACAUCUGCUCGCGGUACUACAGAGCCCCUGAGCUCAUUUUCGGAGCCACGGACUACACUUCCAGCAUAGACAUUUGGUCGGCUGGUUGCGUACUGGCUGAGCUGCUUCUUGGACAGCCGAUUUUUCCAGGUGACAGCGGCGUCGAUCAGCUCGUUGAAAUUAUCAAGGUGCUGGGAACUCCUACACGAGAGCAGAUUCGAGAGAUGAACCCAAAUUACACCGAAUUCAAGUUUCCACAGAUAAAGGCACACCCGUGGACUAAGGUUUUCCGGCCUCGGACCCCUCCUGAGGCAAUAGCCUUGUGUUCCCGAUUGCUGGAGUACACGCCUACGGCCCGACUCACUCCUCUUGAGGCCUGCGCUCACACUUUCUUCGACGAGCUCCGUGAGCCCAUCCUCAAGCUCCCGAAUGGAAGAGAGCGGCCUGUGCUGUUUAAUUUCACUACACAAGAGUUGUCCAGUAACCCCUCGCUGGCCUCUGUACUCAUCCCUGCACAUGCUCAGAACCAGGUGGAAAACUCCGCCCAGUCUGCCUCGGCUGCAACAGGUGCCAUCAGUGGUCCGAACGCCAACGCUGCCUCUGCCGCCCCUAAUCCUUCAACUUGAACCCCAUCCACCUGUCAAUGGGCCAACGCUGCUGCUUAUUAGCCACGCCCAAUCCUGGGAAUCAUGGGCGUGGCUAAAACGAAACGAAAAGCUCAUGAUAUGAUGGAUGCGCCAACCAAAUCUUCCCCCAGCCAUUGUCUUGGUUUUUAUUGUUAGUGUUUUAAUUUAUUUGCUCUAAAGGACAUAACGAGGGCUCAAAAACACGCCUCAGGACUGUCUGCGGUGCUGUUUGAAAUUUCUUUCUCUCUCUCUCUCUAUAUAUAUAUAUAUAUUCACACACUAAUAUAUAUUACACUACAAAUGCGUUUUCACAUGUCUACUUUGACAUUUUUAAAGGGAAAUCUGUAUGCUGUAGCCACUGCUUCUUUUAUAAUCGUCUCGGGCCCCUUCUUGGUCACCUAUGGGCAGAGACAAAGACUUUGAAAAUGGUCUGACACAGACGCUGCAGGUGGUUUCUGAUUGGCCCAAUAUGACCGAACCGGUUCAGAGCCAUGGACAGAUUUCCAGGGCUUGUGUACAUUCUGUAGACUAUGUGAAAUAUAUGCUAAUGACUUUUGCCUUUUCCCUCAGUAUUGGGCGGAUAUGUUGUAUGCUUAAGCUGUACGCUGCUGUGUGCCUCUUUCUUUUUGACCACUUUUGAAGGAGUGACAUUAUCCAUUUGUUUCCUGCUCGUCUUCCUCCUUCCUGUUGUAUAGUACUUCACAGAACUCUACAGAUGUUGACACACACAUAAUAUCGGAUCAUUUUCUGUGAGUGAGAGUGUGUGUGUGUGUGAGUGCAUGUUGUGCGUCUUACGUCUAUAAAUACUGUAUGCUGAUUCUUGAAAUGUUAGUGAGCUAAAAGAAACAAGCACGAAUCUGAUAAUCAGGACCUUAAUACUGAACAUGUGAACAGGUUUCUGCACCACAAAUCCCAGCCGAAAGAAAGAUGUCGUGGUUUGGUGCUCGAAAUAGUCUCUUCUGUGUCAUUUGUGUUAGAAUUUAGCGGGAAUAAGUGGCUGAAAACAGUGUGAAACCUUUAACCAUCUGGACUGCUCCAUCAGGAAACUAACACUAAUGAUGAGGCGGAAAAAAAAUAAGAUCUCUACAGUACCUUUGCUUCCAUUUCUUGUUGUUUUUCUUCCUUAUGUCCUCUUUAGUGUCCCCUAGUGUUAGUGGAAGUGUACCACUGAGGCUGUUGUGUUUAGUUCCUCUGAAUAUGUUGUGAAUCUGCACAGAAGUGUCACUUCAGGCUGUUUAUGUACCUCCCAAAAGUGCUGUUGAAAGAAUAUCGAUCUGUUCUGUUACCCGCUUAAAAUGACAGUUCACCCAAAUAUGAAAAUCAUUUGUUGAUUUUGUUUACUCACUCUUUUGGAAGCACAUUUCCGCCAAAUAAGGAAAAAUACAAUGCUUUUGUAAAUAAUAAUUAUGGCACAAAAUGUCAAAACUGUGAAAUGAAAAGUCGAAAUUGACACAACAUUAAAAGUCAUAAUUAUAACAUAGAAAGUCAGUUUCGACUUUAUCACAAUUUUGACUCUCAUAAUUUACAUAAUAUGUCAAUUUUGACUUUUUAAAUCUUAAAAUUAUGACUUUAAGUCAUAAUUUCGACUUGGUAUGUCAGUUUCAACUUUAUGUUAUAAAUAUGCCUUAGCAUGUAAUAAUUUUAUCUUUUUAUGUCAUAAAUAUGAUUUACAAGUUUUUUUUUUAGAUGGCGGAAAUGGGUUUCCAUGCUUUCAUGCUGUUUCAAACCCAAAUUAUAUUCUUUCACCCCAAAAGGAAAUGCUAUGUUCACACUGAUCUUUUCUAUGCAGUGAAAGUGAAUGGUGACCAAGGGCCAUCAAGCUACAAAAAUGCCAAAAAAUGUAUCAAAUCAAUAAUCCAUAUGAUUUGAGCGCAAUAUUCAAAGUCUUCUGAAGUCAUACAAUUGUUUUAUGUGAGGACAUUUUUAAGUUGUUAACCACUAAUAAUUCCUUUCUGCCAUAUAUCUCAAGGAUUGUGUUCAGUCUGAAUAUGCACAUAUUCAAAUGUGUUUUUUUUUUGUUUUUUUUUGUCAUUUUUGGAGCUUUGGAUGGAUCGUUAUCUCCAUCCACUUUCAUUGUAUGGACACGAUUCAGAAUCUCACAAAGAUUAUUAUUAUAAUUUUGUUCCAUGAACAAAAAAGUACAAGUUUAGAACAAUAUGAAGAUGAGUAAUGAUGACAUAAUUUUAGUUUUUGGGUGAACUGUCCCUUUAACUGUAUCAAUACAUCCUGUAAACUUUUAUUGUUUGUUUGAACUGGUUUUUAAUUGCCAACUAUUAGAAAAAAUAUGAUAUUAUACAGUAUGAAGGUGCUCCAUCACUCUAAUUAUGUAUUAAAACAAUCAUUUGUUUAAAUAAUGUAUGCUUGGCAAAGGGAAAUUGAAUUGAAUUUCAUCUGCUAAGCUCUUGUUCAGGUCUGUUCACUGUCACAGCAGGGAAAUAGAUGUUUUUCAUUUUCUUUUCUUUUUUAUACUUUUAACUUAAAGUUUCAGAAGGACUUUUUGUUGCAGGAAUUUCUUAUAUAUUUUUAAUUGUGAUGGAAAAUCUUACAUUUACAGUUUUUUUUUUAAUGAUUUCUUUUUUAUGAUUAUGAAUGAUGUGGGAAUAUAGUGUGUAUCAUUCUACAGUAUUAACUCAUUAUUUGCAAUAAUAUAUUUUUGAUUUGUGUUUGGGCUCUUGUAAAAUACUUUCAGCAGCACUUAAAGAGAUUGAUGUCAUGUAGCACUAAGACCUUUUUAAAUGUUCAUAAGCUUUAUUCAAAUAUGUUUUUAAGCCUAAUAUGUUUUUCAUCCUUGCAUAAUUAGCCAGUGCUGUUAACAGUCAUGUUGCUUCAAGGAUUUCCUUAGCAUGUAAAGAAACACUCAUUACCUUUCUCAACGACUCAUAUUUGAGACUAAAAUGAGAUAAAAGGGAAAAAGUGAACAAAUGUGAACUGUUAGUAGCCAUAAUAGUCAAUCAUCAGCCACCAAACACCUGAAACAUAGCUUUUUUUUUGUUUUAAGUUUUUGUUUUGUUCUGUUUGGUUUUGUUUUGUUAUGGUUUUGUUUGGUUCUGUUUGGUUUUGUUUUUUCUUCUCCCAUCCCAGUAUGCUAAACAUCUUCUUGUUCAUACUGAUGUGCGUUCUGUCCCUUGUGUGUUCUGGUUCAGAGAAGUCACCUGAUACUGUACUGCAUUGAAUAAAGUGUAGGUUACCUUCACUCCA